This is a messenger RNA of Perognathus longimembris pacificus (Pacific pocket mouse), 1209 nucleotides long. RefSeq names its product ST6 N-acetylgalactosaminide alpha-2,6-sialyltransferase 4 (gene St6galnac4). Gene Ontology annotation, molecular function: alpha-N-acetylgalactosaminide alpha-2,6-sialyltransferase activity. The transcript is spliced from 6 exons. Bases 279 to 1184 code for a protein of 301 amino acids. The record is from RefSeq and is a predicted model, not a curated record. Gene Ontology annotation, biological process: oligosaccharide metabolic process; ganglioside biosynthetic process. NCBI's taxonomy places the organism in Eukaryota, Metazoa, Chordata, Mammalia, Rodentia, Heteromyidae.
CCGCAGAAGCGGCGGCCGCGGCUCCGCCUCCGCCCCGGGCUCGCGUUUGCCGCCUGGCUGACGCGGCCGGCGGGACAUGGAGCUCCGUGCAGCGGACCGUGAGCCUUCCGUGCGCCCCACCGUGUCCACCUGUUUCUCCCAUCUCCUAGGACCCGAUCUGCCUUACUCCUCCCUGGCCCCGAGGUUCUGGGUCUCGGCGGGCGCCUGGCCCGCACCUCCUUCCAGCUCGAGCCUUGGAGACAGCGACCUCCUGACUGCGGAGCGGCGGCGGCGACAGCAUGAAGGCUCCGGGUCGCCUCCUUCUCAUCGCGCUGUGUUCCUUGGCCGCCUCGGCUGCCUACAUGCUUCUGUGCUGCUGGGCCUGCAUGCCCCUCUGCCUGGCCACCUGCCUGGACCGCCGCCUCCCUCUCUCCAAGCCCACUGUGCCGGGGCCUCUGCAUUUCAGUGGCUAUAGCAGCGUGCCGGAUGGAAAGCCGCUCGUCCGUGAGCCUUGCCACAGCUGUGCCGUGGUGUCCAGUUCUGGCCAGAUGUUGGGCUCGGGUCUAGGCUCCCAGAUCGACAAUGCCGAGUGUGUCCUACGCAUGAACCAGGCGCCCACGGUGGGCUUUGAGGCGGAUGUGGGCCAGCGCAGCACCCUGCGCGUGAUCUCGCACACCAGCGUGCCGCUGCUGCUACGCAACUACUCCCACUACUUCCAGCAAGCCCGAGACACCGUCUACGUGGUGUGGGGCCAGGGCAAGCACAUGGACCGGACCCUAGGCGGCCGCACCUACCGCACGCUGCUGCAGCUCACCAGGAUGUACCCGGGCCUGCAGGUGUACACCUUCACUGAGCGCAUGAUGACCUACUGCGACCAGAUCUUCCAGGACGAGACCGGCAAGAACCGGAGGCAGUCGGGCUCCUUCCUCAGCACUGGCUGGUUCACCAUGAUCCUGGCCCUGGAGCUGUGUGAGGAGAUCGUGGUCUACGGGAUGGUGAGCGACAACUACUGCAGGGAGAAGAGCCCCCCCUCCGUGCCUUACCACUACUUCGAGAAGGGCCGGCUGGAUGAGUGUCAGAUGUACCUGGCCCACGAGCGGGCGCCCCGCAGCGCCCAUCGCUUCAUCACCGAGAAGGCCGUGUUCUCCCGCUGGGCCAAGAAGAGGCCCAUUGUGUUCGCCCACCCGUCCUGGAGGGCGCAGUAGCCCGCAGCCAGCAGCUGGCGUACAG